AUGGCGUCAGAUUCAGGUGUCAGAAAAUUCCUUCCUUACGCCGGUAAGUGGACCGCCACCACUCUUUCCUCUUACGACACGGAUGUGGUUCCAGAACCAUCAUUGCGUUUAGACUUACAAAAGUUUUGGGAAAAUCAAUUAAUCUUUCCCUAUUCUGUUGAUAACCUCGUGCAUGCAUUUGGGGGACCCAAGCCAAGUGAUAAAAGUCGGAAUUCCAAGGUUUUGUCUAUUUUUCCUGUUUAUAAGCCUUGUGUUCCUAGGGUUUUCAUUAGUGAACCCUAUAAUUUUAGCUAUAUCAAGGCGCCUAACAGAGUGUUUCGAUCAGCUCCUUCUUUGAAUGAUCAAUACCUUGGCUGGUUAGACAGGGUACAACGUGACAAAGCUGACAUUUGGCAAGCUUGUGGCAUUUAUGACCUUAUUCAACUUUCUCGGACAGGCCUUAAAUAUCAGCAAGAGAUGAUUAUUGCUGCUUUACACUUCUUUGAGUCUUCCACCAACACUUUCCACUUCGAAUGUGGCAUGAUGACUCCUACACUGCUGGAUGUUGCUGCCAUUACUGGCUUAUCGCCUCUUGGCGACACUUAUGAUCCUUGCAAAGCUUCCGACACCAUCAAAUUCGACUUUCGAAACAAGUCUUACUCUAAAUACAUCGUGGAGAAUCGAAAGACUAGUGAUGAAGUAAGUGACGAAGAACACAUCGCUUUCUUAACCUUAUGGCUAUCGCAGUAUGUCUUCUGCACUCAAUCUCUUCAAGUAGCCAAGAAAUUCAUCCCUAUGGCUAUUCAAUUACAUGAGUGCCAGCAAUUCAACUUCGCUCGACUUAUUCUUGGAUGUCUUUAUGAAUCCAUGAGGGAUGCUUGUGAACAUCUUAAAAGAACAGGUGAUGGAUCCACCUUUUUAGGUGCUGGCCCUUUCUGGUUACUGCAAUUAUGGCUAACUGCCACUUUUCAUGCUGAGCUUGACCUUUUCUUGCCUGAGCCAUACUAUGAGGAAUCAAGAACACGUCGAGUCGAAGGCACGAGGUUGGCGAGAAUGGUGCCUAGGGAAAGAGGCCUUGGUUAUGAUGUGGCUUUCCAACAGUAUUUUAAUACUUUUCUCAGCCUGAAGAAGUUCAAGCCUAGCUUUGCUCCCUUUGUGGAUAGGCCACUUGGUCCUCCUUGGUUUACUCACAGAUUUCCUUCUCCACCAGAAUUUGAGAUGGUAACCAACAGCAUUUGGAAUGCUUACUUGAUGCCUACAGUCUUGUCUUGUCGAAUUGGCUUGACCUCUGGAGAUUUUGGGUUAGUUGGCUACUUCCCAAACCUGGUGUCUCGCCAAUUUGGCUUAACUCAAAUACUCCCUAAGAGCAUAUACUUGGAAGAGAGGGAGGUUUGUUUAGGCAAGCAUGGCAUGACAGAACCACAGUUCUAUUCAUUCUUGAACCACUUCAAUCAGCCUUCUUAUGAGCUUACCCCAUUCGACUUCGCUCCCUCACAUGCCUGCACUAGGGAAUUUUUUACCUGGUGGUCUCGACACUAUGAAGGACGCCUGGUUGACAAGACUGCCUUACUCACUGCUAUCUCUAAUGGGUUCGACUCAUCUAUUUUGAACAAGAUUAAGUCGAAAUUGAACGCCAGAGGGAGUAAGUCGAAGGCAGGUUCCAGCGACUCUAGCAAGCCUCUUCCUCCACCAUCUAAGGUUGAACUACAGAUUGCUUCACGCAAGAGGCCUCAUUCAACUGAAACUCCUUCUGUUUCGAAAAAACAAAAGCCUGUUCCAGCCACUUGUUCGAGUGCUCCAGAUAAGGUACUUAUCUAGCAAAAGACUUUUCUCUUCUUUUCCUUACCUGCGAACUUACGGAGUUGUGGCUUGCAGGAUAUUCCUGUUCUCUCGACCAUCCCCGAACAGACUACCGUUGUUACUACUCAAGAUCUUUCUCCCAGUGCUGAACCCAUUACUGAUGAGAAAAAGAAAAAGAAGAAGAAGAAGAAAGAACGCCAACCCACCCAAGAAAGUACUCCUGAGCGCAAGUCCUCUGAGAUUGAGGCACAACCUGAUACUCUGGCAUCACCUGAAGAUCC
Molecule: messenger RNA, 2060 nt
Organism: Trifolium pratense (red clover)
Lineage: Eukaryota; Viridiplantae; Streptophyta; Magnoliopsida; Fabales; Fabaceae
Exons: 3
Coding region: 1-1797 (598 amino acids)
Biological process (GO): meristem development; meristem maintenance
Source: RefSeq, a predicted model, not a curated record